GAGGGAGAAUCAAGGAAGACGAUAUAGAUGCGCCUCUGCGCAAGGGGCAGUAUUACUACUACAAAAGAACAUUGACCGGCAAGGAGUAUGCGCAACGCUGCAGGCGUCUUGUGCCGACCGAUGGCCCUGUUACAGUCCACGAUGAGAUGCCCACAGGCCCUGAUGCGCCUGCUGAGCAUAUUAUUCUGGACGAGAAUUUAAAGGCUGAGGGCCAUGACUACUACAGCAUCGGGGCUUUCAAGGUCAGUCCCAGUGGCAAGCUAGUUGCGUACGCAGAGGACACAAAGGGUGAUGAAAUCUACACUGUUUUUGUCAUUGACGCAGAGAGUGGACAGUAUGUUGGGCAACCACUGAAAGCAAUUACUUCUGACAUUGAGUGGGCCGGUGAUGACAACCUUGUUUACAUAACAAUGGACAAUAUUCUUCGACCAGAUAAAGUAUGUUAA
Messenger RNA from Triticum dicoccoides, 446 nucleotides. Its product is annotated as dipeptidyl aminopeptidase BI-like. Gene Ontology annotation, cellular component: cytosol. The transcript has 2 exons. Bases 147 to 446 code for a protein of 99 amino acids. Gene Ontology annotation, molecular function: serine-type endopeptidase activity. The record is from RefSeq and is a predicted model, not a curated record. Lineage: Eukaryota; Viridiplantae; Streptophyta; Magnoliopsida; Poales; Poaceae.